CAGCUCCUCCGUUCAAGCACCUUUCGCCGUCUGUUGGAGUUUUGUUUCCAAAAAGGUCUGAAGGUCCAGGUUUGGAAAGAGAACUACUGCUUUCAGGACACGAUUACAAGUUGCCUGAAUGUUGAGAGCUCUAACUUUUUCGUGUAUGUUCUGCCAGCAGUAGGAGAGUGGAGGAGAAGCCCGAGAGCUGGAAAUGGCCACAACUGGGAAUGACCGCUCUUUCCAUGUUUGUUCCCCCUACGCACAGCAGAAGUACAGCAACAUCUCCUGUUUCUGGGAAAAACAACCAUCAGGCUGCUUGAGGAUCAGUUGCGCCUUCCAUCACAGCAAACCUCGCAGCAUAAAUGGACUUUUUUUGCCGCCGAGUAACAAUGCCCCAUUGCAACAAGGUGUCCAAGAAGGGAUUCCGCACCCAGCCCAUGGUCAAGAGUCACUCAGAAAUCAAAAGAAUAUUUUACGACCAAUUCACCCUCCACUGACUAUACACCUCAACGAUGAAGACGACAAUGAGGACGAUGAUGAAGAGGAGGAGAACGGUGCUCCUGACUGGGUGCCUCAGACUGCUGCAGACCUUGAAGAGGAAAGAGCAAUAAAGGAAAUAUGCUAUCAAUCUGGAGAGUAUUACGGGAUUCAGUACCCUCAGGAACACCAAUCAACAAAAACUGUGUCUUCACCUCGGGAAAACGAGCUACUACCCUGGGAAGCUACCGAGCGAGACUUGCAGGCAGGCGACGGUGAUACAAUUCCUACAACAUUUAAGAAUGCAAAAGGAGAAGGAGAGAGCUCAGGAACGACAGUACCAGCAGAGACCAUUCCCAGAACAGAUCGUGGAUCCUUUGAAAACGGAGGAACCAAUCGCAUGGAGCGGGUAAAGAACUAUCCCGGUAAAGAAGCAAAGGAGAAGCAAUGGGUUUCCGAGGAAGAAAGAAUUCACACUCCAGACCCCAAAGCAAAACCACGUCGCCAACAAAGGGGUCAAAAGCCAAGAAGACAGGGAAGUGAACAGGAAAGGAGAGCGAUACAUAGACAGGAGAAAGAGAUGAAGCCAGUUCUUCGACUUACAAGAGCAAUCGAAAUUGAAAUGUGGAAAUUAUCAGCUGGAAAAUCCAAAGAGGACACAAUUGCAAAUUCCAAAAAUAAGAUGCAGGAAGUACACGACAAUGUUUCAAAACUGAUUGAAAACACAAAAUAUACGUUCUGUGUGAUCACAGAUCCACUAAGCUCUUCCAUCCAGAACCCAAACACCCAGGGGAGAAAGUCACCCAGCCGACACAUAGCAGUAGCUGCUGCUCCUGCUGCUGCUGCUGCUGCUGCUGAUGCUACUAAAACCGGGAAACACGACCCGCAGGCCCACAGCCAGACAGAUGCCCCAUUGCAACAAGGUGUCCAAGAAGGGAUUCCGCACCCAGCCCAUGGUCAAGAGUCACUCAGAAAUCAAAAGAAUAUUUUACGACCAAUUCACCCUCCACUGACUAUACACCUCAACGAUGAAGACGACGAUGAGGACGAUGAUGAAGAGGAGGAGAACGGUGCUCCUGACUGGGUGCCUCAGACUGCUGCAGACCUUGAAGAGGAAAGAGCAAUAAAGGAAAUAUGCUAUCAAUCUGGAGAGUAUUACGGGAUUCAGUACCCUCAGGAACACCAAUCAACAAAAACUGUGUCUUCACCUCGGGAAAACGAGCUACUACCCUGGGAAGCUACCGAGCGAGACUUGCAGGCAGGCGACGGUGAUACAAUUCCUACAACAUUUAAGAAUGCAAAAGGAGAAGGAGAGAGCUCAGGAACGACAGUACCAGCAGAGACCAUUCCCAGAACAGAUCGUGGAUCCUUUGAAAACGGAGGAACCAAUCGCAUGGAGCGGGUAAAGAACUAUCCCGGUAAAGAAGCAAAGGAGAAGCAAUGGAUUUCCGAGGAAGAAAGAAUUCACACUCCAGACCCCAAAGCAAAACCACGUCGCCAACAAAGGGGUCAAAGUAAGGACGAUGAAGCUGCUUCUGCUGUUCCUCCUGUGAGAGAAACUGGAAGAGACACUUAUUUCAGUUCUUCAGAACCUCGAAGAUCAGCAUAUGUAGUCUACCGUACUGCCACCGUCACCCAAGAACCAAAGUGCAAUGGACCGACAGCAGUACCUGAGCCGUAUGCUGGGAAACGCUCCAAACAAAAGAAUCAGCUUGACGCAAAUAGAAGAUUUUGGACCCAAACCGAAAGCUAUGACAAAUAUACUUCAGGCUCUUACAAUGCACCAACUUGGAGGAAAAGAAAUCCACACCCUAAAACGUUCUCAAAGUCUAAAACAACCAGUCAGAGCCAAGAAGACAGGGAAGUGAACAGGAAAGGAGAGCGAUACAUAGACAGGAGAAAGAGAUGA
Grus americana (Whooping crane) is the source of this 2368-nucleotide messenger RNA. RefSeq lists its product as uncharacterized. The coding region runs from base 194 to 2368 and encodes 724 amino acids. NCBI's taxonomy places the organism in Eukaryota, Metazoa, Chordata, Aves, Gruiformes, Gruidae. The transcript has 19 exons. The record is from RefSeq and is a predicted model, not a curated record.